Messenger RNA from Malaya genurostris, 6164 nucleotides. RefSeq names its product titin homolog. The transcript is spliced from 8 exons. The record is from RefSeq and is a predicted model, not a curated record. Gene Ontology annotation, molecular function: structural constituent of chromatin; DNA binding. Gene Ontology annotation, cellular component: extrinsic component of mitochondrial inner membrane. The coding region runs from base 355 to 6015 and encodes 1886 amino acids. Lineage: Eukaryota; Metazoa; Arthropoda; Insecta; Diptera; Culicidae. Gene Ontology annotation, biological process: chromosome condensation.
CUGAAACGGAUACUAGAUCUUAGAUCGCUCGUCUAGAACCGAACGAAAAAGCUAACCCAAUCGAAUUGUUACUAUGCAUUUUCAAUCGGAUGUUCACGUUCCUUAACCAGACUUGCCCUGGUAGCCACGCGUUUUAUGGUUCCUCCUAAAGCAACGCAUUGUCCCUUACCAUGAAAUGUUGCGAAAAAAUGCCAUUUAACAUCAAUAUCAUUGUUAUUCUUAUAUUAACAAAAACUGAAAUCGUGGCGCAAAUCUUUGGAAAUAACUACAAAACUUAAAUGAUUGAGCAUGGAUGAAAAGCUGCGCGCUGUGUAUUCCUGUGGUGAACUUUCAACACCGCAAAAUCCAAACUAAAUGGCCAAAAAAGGGAAAGCUAAAAAUGGACCGGAAAAAACGGAAGCCACUGCUAAUGUUACUGAUGCACCUGCGGUACCGAUUGCAGAUGCCAAUCCGGAUGAUGCAGCCGUAAAUCCCACUAAGGAAACUAUUAAAAUAACUGAAAAGUCAUUCGAAGAGACAAAGACCGUGAAGACGUCAAGUCCUACAGAGACCCAGAAACCUCUACCUUCCAAACAGAAGCAGCAAACUCACAAUAAGUUGGAAAAAGAAAUGAAACCCAAAGAAAAUUCUUCCAAGCAGGUUGUUGCUCCGGUAUCAAAUGGGGCCGCCGCUACAGGGGACUCUACCGCAGCCGAUGGUACAGGUAGCGAGCAUGAAGGUGGACAAACAUUGAAACGAAAACGAAACCGCCGAAAUCGUAGGAAGAAGACAAACGUGGACGGUGCGGUUGCGGAUCAACCGCUACCACAACAGCAAAACCAGCCGACGUCAGAUGAUCAGAAACCGAAGAAGGAACACAAAAAGAAGCGCGCGAAGAGACUGCGUGCUUUGGCUCUCGCGGAGGCGGCUGCUACUGCUCAAAUUGCCGCCGCAGAAGGUGCUAUCGCUAGCACCACUUCCGAUGCUCAAAAACAACCGGACAAUGUAGGGCAUCUGAAAAAGAAAAUCGAAAUAGCCGAAAAGGUGCUUCAGCAGGUUCAGCAGCAGGCUCAGGAAGAACAAAGAAAAGCAGACAGUUUGAAAGCUGAACAAUCGAACAAGAACAACAAACGCAACCGCAAGGAUUCCGAGUCACAAAAGUUAGUGCAAAAAGAGGCAGAAGUAAAAAAAAUUGCAGAAGAAAAGAAGGAGAUUCUAGGAGAAGCGAAAAAAUUGCAAGAGCAGAAGGCAAGAAAACAGCAAGAGAUACAAAAACUUCUCGCAGAAAAAGCCCAGAAAGAGGAUGAAGCUAAAAAACUAAUUGAAGAAAAAAAUCGUAAGGAAGCGGAAGCAGCUAAGCUCAAUGAACAAAAAGCACGCAUCGAAGCGGUCGAGCAAAAAAUCAACGAACUAGAACAGUUAAAAAUAGAUCUCCCUACAAAACAAGAACCGCAACAACCACAACAACAACAACGAGUACGAAAGGAAUCUGAAUCUAACAAGCAGAAAAAGCAGCCACAACAACAGCAACGAGAAAGAAAUGAUUCGGAAACUAAGAAAAAAACUACCGAGUCGCAAGUAAAGAACGGCUCGGCGAAAACGGCAACCGAACCAAAAACAUCCAAGGACGAGAAUGGUGCAUCAAAUAAAGCAGUGGUUGAGAAGGCUGUAACUGGUACAGUAUCAACCGCUGAAAAAGUCAUCGAAAAAGCUCUUGCUGAAAAAGGUGCCACAGAAAAAUCUGCGGCUGAGAAGGCCGCGAGAGAAAAGGCAGCCGCAGAGAAGACGGCGAAAGAGAAGGCUGCAGCUGGAAAAGCUGCCGCUGAAAAGGCCGCUGCAAAAAAGGCCGCAGAAGAUAAGGCUGCGAAGGAAAAGUUAGCCGCGGAAAAGGCCACUGCUGAGAAGGCCGCUGCUGAGAAGGUCGCCGCAGAAAAGGCCGCGGCUGAAAAGGCUGCUGCUGAGAAGGCCUCAACAGAAAAGGCCGCGGCUGAAAAGGCUGCCGCUGAGAAGGCCGCGAGAGAAAAGGCAGCCUCAGAGAAGGCCGCGAAAGAGAAGGCUGCCGCUAUAAAAGCCGCCGCUGAGAAUGCUGCAAAAGAAAAGGCUGCCGCUGAGAAGGCCGCUGCGGAAAAGGCCGCAGCAGAUAAGGCUGCGAAGGAAAAGUUAGCCGCGGAAAAGGCUGCUGCUGAGAAGGCUGCUGCUGAAAAGGCCGCAGAGAAAGCUGCCGCGGAGAAAGCUGCCGCAGUGAAAGCCGCCGCAGAGAAAGCCGCCGCAGAGAAAGCUGCCGCAGAGAAAGCUGCUGCAGAGAAAGCUGCUGCAGAGAAAGCUGCUGCAGAGAAAGCUGUCGCAGAAAAAGCUGCUGCAGAGAAAGCUGCCGCAGAAAAAGCUGCUGCAGAGAAAGCUGCCGCAGAGAAAGCUGCUAUAGAGAAAGCUGCCGCGGAGAAAGCUGCCGCAGAGAAAGCUACCGCAGAGAAAGCUGCUGCAGAGAAAGCUGCCGCAGAGAAAGCUGCUGCAGAGAAAGCUGCUGCAGAUAAAGCUGCUGCAGAUAAAGCUACCGCAGAGAAAGCUGCUGCAGAGAAAGCUGCUGCAGAGAAAGCUGCUGCAGAGAAAGCUGCCGCAGAGAAAGCUGCCGCAGAGAAAGCUGCCGCAGAGAAAGCUGCCGCAGAGAAAGCUGCCGCAGAGAAAGCUGCCGCAGAGAAAGCUGCCGCAGAGAAAGCUGCCGCAGAGAAAGCUGCCGCAGAGAAAGCUGCCGCAGAGAAAGCUGCCGCAGAGAAAGCUGCCGCAGAGAAAGCUGCUGCAGAGAAAGCUGCUGCAGAGAAAGCUGCUGCAGAGAAAGCUGCCGCAGAGAAAGCUGCCGCAGAGAAAGCUGCCGCAGAUAAGACUACCGUUGAGAAGGCUGCUGCAGAGAAAGCCGCCGCUGAGAAAGCUGCCGCAGAGAAAGCUGCUGCAGAGAAGGCUACUGCAGAAAAGGCUGCAGCGGAGAAAGCAGCCGUUGAACAAUCCACUGGGGGAACAAACCUAACAGAAAAAACUGUCGUGGAUAAAUCUACCACCGAGAAAACCGCAGCUAUAAAAACCUCCACUCCGGAUAUUGCCAAUGGAAACACUGAUGCAAAAAAACAGGACAUGAAACAAAACGAAAAAAAGCAAACAAAAUCGGACCAUAAAGGAAAUAAUAAAAAGAACAGACGAACUCCGAAGAAUAGUCUGUCUGAAGAUGAAAAACUUACCGGUCCAAAAAACGUGCAAAGCAGCGAUUUUGUCUCAUCUGUUAAGUCCGAACCAGUUGUAACAAAAUCGCUCGAAACCGCCGCAAUUGCCGCUGUUGCCGCUGCCUGUCCGGUUGCUGUAACGAAACCAGAAGAAAUCAAAUCUGUUUCGUCCGAAAAGACUGCCCCUAUAAAACCAACUCCAAUCGACCAGAAGAAGACUGCAUCACCACCCAAAACUAACGCAGCUCCGGUAAAAUUGAAGCCACAACCGGGUCCAACGAUCAGCGCUAAACCACUGACACCUUCCAAAUCACCAGAAAAGACACUGCCCAAAAUUUCAGCCCCGAUUCCUAACAAAAAAGCUCCCUCUCCGCCGAAAAUAGUUCCUACCCGAGCCUCACCAAAACCUGGAACGCCUCCAACAACUCCUAAACCUACUAAAAAACCUGAACUUCCGCCCAAGCCCGAGUUUCUCAAAAAGAAAUCUCCUUCGGUAGACAAGGAACAGCUGCCAACAACCAAAUUGUCAACUGCACCUGCAACACCUGCAACACCUUCCGUCACAGAAGCUGCGGCCACACAGGUACCAAGUUCAACCCCAGCUCCUAGUUCCACCCCUGAACCCAUCAGUUCUGUUCCAUCAACUUCUGCCACCGAUCUUCCUACUCCGGCUGCUAGCUCUGCCGCUGCCAAUCGGUUAACGGAAGAGUUGAACGGAUCUGGAGCGAGAAAAGCGGCAGCCAGCCCAAGCAAGCAAAAACCCCUUCCCAAAAAACCUGACGUUCCCCCCAAACCCGACGUCCACAAUAAAAGUGCAGCAAAAAUGAAGACUCCCAUCAAGCAACCCAACGCAACUGGAGCGAAAUCAUCGACGUCUGAUUCUAGGUCCCCAGCCAUGGAACAAAGUAGAUCGGAAGCAUUUAAGAAAAAUAUGGAAAUUAUUUCCACCCUUGCUGAUAUCCUAUUAUCUUAUCCCAAAAGAAAUAAACAUCCUGAUCCUACAGACAAUCCUACUCCAUCAACCUCAUCGACACCAUCGACUACUACAGUGGACACCACUACCAACCAACCACAACAAAACGCAACAAACAUUCAAGAACCAAAACCUAAGAAAAUGAAAUCAAAUCUGAAUCUCGAACGCAUUCUAUCGAUACUGCAAAGUACACAAAACCCACCUGCCAACGACAACGAAGCAAGCAGUAUCCUCGGUUCUGGUUCCCCAGGUGCAGACGCUAGGCAGCCUUCAUCCUCACAAUCGCCAUCACCAUCUGCAUCCGUGUCACUUCCUGCAUCAGUGCUGAUGCCGAGUGCCGAUCCAACUUCACCCCAUCAAACCCUCCUAACAAAAGAUGCUAUCCGUAUUUUGAUGCCUACCUUGCAGGAGGUAAACGUAAAGUUCAACGUCGAAAAACAAUUGGCGGCUCUCAAUGCGACCGCCGCUGCUGCCAAACUAAUGCCCAAAACGCUUCCGGUCGGUACUGAAACAACUGAAGAGGAUGAGUUUGAAGAAGAAUUUGAGGAAGAAGAAGAAUCUAUUGAAUACAAAUUCACCCCAAGACAGGUUUUUCUCGCCACUAACUGUCAGAUAUGUAAGAACCCACUCAGAAACAUUGUCCAAUGUGAAAAAUGCGGUAUGGUCUCGUACUGUAGUGAAGAGCAUCGGCGCUCCGAUUUAGCUACUCACAAGGAUCUUUGUAGUGUUAUCGUUGAACAUGCAACGCGACGAGGUGGUCACAUUUACAAUAUGGCACACAAGUUAACAGACGAUGAAUAUCGGAAUCUUCGCGUUCAUACGCUGAACCAAUCGGAACGAAUGUUGAAACGUUCUCUUCAACCAUUCGAACGAGAAAUUCUCCUUUUCCCACGAACGUGCUGCUCUCCGAGUUGUCGUGAGUGGAGACAAGAUCUGUUGACCGAGUGCAAAGAAUGUCGUCAAAUUUCCUUUUGCAUCGACCAUCCUGACCAUCUGUUGGCGACCCAUAAACAAUGGUGCAAACCAUUUUUCCUUUUCCAAAAGCUAAUUCUUCGACAGAAACUUCUUGGCCGUAUAGAGCCUGUAUUACCAGUUCGAGUGACCAAUAAACCAUUUGUCAUUCCUCCAAACAUCGAUGAGGUUCUCAAGUUCCUCUAUAAAAAUUCAAACGCACUACGAGAUGAAUGCGUUUACGCAACGCUAACACAGAUCGCCACCGCACCGUUGACCGCAAUCCAUGGAUUCCUACGGACAGGUCUGAAACCAUCAGAAACCUUCAUCAUACAUUUAGUCGGUGCAGAACUGCAGUUUGAAGGUGACACCCUGGACAAGUGGGAAGCAUUCUUCCUUCACAUUGUGCCGGAAAUCACCGAGCUAAGGGUGGUGUUCAUUGGCCCCGAACUGAAUGUCGAAAAUCUACCCAUCGAUAUAAUCAGCCGAAUUAGGAUGUGCCGAAGUUGUCGCCUCAAGUGCCGUGUGGUAAAAUUCGACUUCCAGUGCAAACGAUUCUAUCACGAGUACCAACAGGAUCACGGCUGCUAUACCAAACCGGACCUAAUUUGCUUCUUCAAUCCAAUCCUGCAUUCAAUCAGCGCCUAUCAAGGCUUCGACACUUGGCCAGAUACCUUAGAUGCAGUCGCAGCUGCCAACUGUCCGAUCGUCGUUACGUCCUAUACGGAACUUGACUGCCCAUUGGACUUGAUUCGUCUGCAGAAAGAAGUGAUCCGACCGUUGCAGAUUAUCCAGUCACCCGCCCUGAAUCCGUACGGGUCGAAACGCCCCGAUCGCAACUUUAUAUCAGAUGAUGUUGUGCCGUUGAUAUUUAAGAAUUAUUAUUACUUUGUAGUGAUGUGAGCAAAGAUUUGGAACUUAUGGUGUCGUGUUCGUAUAUCCUUAUGAUCCCCUUAAUUGAUUUCCUAUAAUUUCCAUUUUGUCAGUAAGAUAAAGCCUUAAAACAAAUAUGUGUUUCAACUAUUGUCAAGUAAAAAUCCCUUAUCUUUUUA